Bufo gargarizans (Asiatic toad) is the source of this 4463-nucleotide messenger RNA. RefSeq names its product glucosidase II alpha subunit (gene GANAB). Gene Ontology annotation, molecular function: glucan 1,3-alpha-glucosidase activity; carbohydrate binding. The coding region runs from base 59 to 2986 and encodes 975 amino acids. The record is from RefSeq and is a predicted model, not a curated record. Gene Ontology annotation, cellular component: glucosidase II complex. The transcript has 25 exons. Gene Ontology annotation, biological process: N-glycan processing; carbohydrate metabolic process. NCBI's taxonomy places the organism in Eukaryota, Metazoa, Chordata, Amphibia, Anura, Bufonidae.
UACUGGAUGCAAGCACACAGCGCCAAGGUGGUCCCAGAGCCUGCCUGUGCCGUUAUGCAUGUAUGUUCAGGAGCGCAGUGUUGCUCCUAGUUACCUCCGUGUGCAGCCGCAGAUGGUGGGAGGAGGAGCGCGCACUGGGCUCCUUGGACGUGCCCUCUUGUUUUCGGUCUGUCUUACGUCUGUGCUGAGUGUUGAUAGGAGCAACUUCAAGACAUGUGACCAGAGCUCAUUCUGCAGCCGUCAACGCAAGCUGGAGCCGGGAUCCUCUCUGUAUCGUGCUUUGCUCGGAAGCGCAAAACUAACUGCGGACAAACUUGAAAUCCAGCUCAUUAAUGACAAGACCCAGGUAUCCCUCCUUCUGGAAGUCUUUGGACUCCAUGGAAACAUGACUCGUAUUAAGAUCAAUGAGCUGAAACCUGUAAAACCACGAUAUCAGGUUCCUGAUGUGCUGGUUGGUACACCCACCCCUGAAAAUCUGCAGGUAACUGGACAGGAUGAUAAUAUGCUGGAGGUGUCCUUGGGAAGUGAUGAGCACAAGCUUUUGGUCACUGGGUCCCCUUUUCGAUUGGAUAUCCUAGCAGGGCAAGAUUUGGUCCUCAGUGUAAACUCUCGUGGGUUGCUUUACUUUGAGCACUUUAGAGAAAGGAAAGACACUCUCUCGGCUAAAGUUAGUAGUGCUGUCGGUAACAUGUGGCAUAAAGUGAAGAAUCUUUUCUCUAGUGACUCAGAGAAGAUGGAUGAACCCACUGAAAGUAAUCAUGAACAGCAAGGAGAGGAAGAAGUAGCAAAAGAAGACAGCAAGAAGGAAGAAAAGGAUGAGCCAGGAAUGUGGGAAGAAACCUUUAAAACUCACACGGACAGCAAACCAAAUGGUCCUUCUUCGGUGGGUCUUGAUUUCUCUUUACCGGGAUUUGAACAUGUAUAUGGGAUUCCAGAGCAUGCUGACAACCUAAGACUACGGACAACAGAGAACACAGACCCUUAUCGGCUCUAUAACCUGGACGUGUUUCAGUAUGAGCUGUAUAACACCAUGGCUUUAUAUGGCACAGUCCCCCUCUUGUUGGCUCACAAUGUUCAGCGCACGUUAGGUAUUUUCUGGCUCAACGCCGCAGAGACUUGGGUGGAUAUCAGCUCCAACACAGCUGGCAAGACUCUGCUUACCAAGAUGUUGCAGUACAUUCAGGGAGGCGAUGAGACCCCUCAGACAGAUGUGCAUUGGAUGUCAGAAAGUGGGAUCAUUGAUGUGUUCAUUUUACUUGGGCCUUCACCAAGCGAUGUCUUUAAGCAGUAUGGCAGUCUCACAGGGACCCAGGCUCUGCCACCAUACUUCUCAUUGGGAUACCACCAGUGCCGAUGGAACUACAAUGAUGAGGAGGAUGUGCGUAAUGUGGAUGCUGGCUUUGAUGAGCAUAAUCUACCUUAUGAUGUCAUCUGGUUAGAUAUUGAGCAUGCCGAUGGAAAGAGAUAUUUCACCUGGGACCCUCACAAGUUCCCCACUCCAAAAAAUAUGCUGACUGGAUUGAAAGAGAAGAGGAGGAAGAUGGUGGUCAUCGUUGAUCCGCACAUAAAAAUAGACAGUGGUUAUCGGAUUCACAGCGAGAUUCGUUCUCGUAAUUUCUAUAUUAAAACCAAAGAUGGAGGUGACUAUGAGGGAUGGUGCUGGCCAGGCUCUGCUGCUUAUCCUGACUUCACUAAUCCAGAAAUGCGAGCCUGGUGGUCCAGUAUGUUCUCAUAUGACCAAUAUGAGGGAUCUAUGGAUAAUCUGUUUGUUUGGAACGAUAUGAAUGAGCCAUCUGUAUUCAAUGGCCCAGAAGUGACUAUGCACAAAGAUGCUGUACAUUGGGGAGGCUGGGAGCAUCGGGACGUUCACAAUCUUUAUGGGCUGUAUGUGCACCAAGCCACUGCUGAGGGCUUGAUUCAUCGUUCUGGAGGGAAGGAGAGGCCAUUUGUCUUGACUCGAGCGUUCUUUGCUGGAUCACAGCGUUAUGGUGCUGUGUGGACAGGUGAUAAUGCAGCGGAGUGGGAGCACUUAAAAAUAUCCCUCCCCAUGUGCCUGAGUCUGGCUCUCGUUGGCAUCUCAUUCUGUGGAGCGGAUGUUGGAGGAUUCUUUAAGAACCCAGAGCCUGAACUAAUUGUUCGCUGGUAUCAGGCUGGAGCAUAUCAGCCUUUCUUCCGUGCCCAUGCUCACUUGGACACCCCUCGACGUGAACCUUGGUUACAUGGAGAAGCAAAUACAGAACUUAUACGUGAGGCUCUACUGCAGAGAUAUGCUCUCCUUCCAUACUGGUAUACACUUUUCUACAACGCACAUCGUGAUGCAGAGCCUGUAAUGAGGCCCCUCUGGGUCGAAUUUCCAUCAGAUGUUUCCACAUUUGCUAUUGAUGACCAGUAUUUGUUGGGCUCUGCUCUUUUGGUGCAUCCUGUAACGGAAAGCGGUGCUCGAGGAGUACAGAUCUAUCUACCUGGUACUGGAGAAGUCUGGUAUGAUGUGCACACACAUCAGAAAUACGAGUCUCCUCAGAAGUUAUAUCAGCCGGUCACCAUGAGUUCAAUACCAGUGUUUCAACGUGGUGGGUCUAUAAUCCCUCGGAAGAAUAGACAAAGACGUUCCUCAGACUGCAUGCAAGACGAUCCAUUUACUCUGUAUGUGGCACUGGAUCUCCGUGGAGAAGCCCAAGGUGACUUGUACUUGGAUGAUGGUCAUAGCUUUAGUUACCAGCAAAACGAGUUCUUGUACAGAAAAUUCAACUAUAGCCAUGGAAAGCUGACAUCAAGUUCCUUGGAUAUUAAUGGAAAAUCUGAGACGCCCAGUUGGUUAGAGAGAGUCGUGAUAAUUGGAGCUGCAAAGCCCAACAUCGUAACCCUGUAUCAGCCAGGUGGUUCAGAAGUUCACCUGGAAUUUGACUACAAUGCACAAACCUCAGUGAUAACUGUACGAAAACCAGGAGUUAACAUCGCAUCAGAUUUCACCAUAUCAUUUCGAUAACACCACUGAUUUACCAAGUCUUUAGGGAUGGGGGAAGAAGGGGCAGUUGAUUUUCCCCCCCCCCACCACCAUAAGAGGUGUUGCGAGUUGGACUUCAUUCAUGGACCAAAUAUGAGAAUAAAGAGACCAGAGGAAGUGUCAAAGCACUGAGUGUAUGUGUGAAUGUAUGUCUGACAAGUUAUGGGUACUGCCCUCCCGCACUUAUGGUGUGUAUGUGCUUGUGUGUUUAUAUGGAUCCUUAACAAUAAGAAACUCGACCACCUCCUCCCGCACUUGAGGCAUUCUUUUCUUUUUAUCUGCCCCUUAAUCUAACUUUUUAUCUGACUUAAAAUGGCCCCUAAUAGUUCUUAAAGAGGAUCUGUCACCAAACCAAACAAAUUGUGCAACUUGUAUACGCCAACUAGCCAUGCUUCCCAUGACUCUUUUCCUGCACCAGAACCCCUCACUCUUCAGUUAUGCGGCCCUAAAGUUCCAGCACCACCUAUGUCUAUCUCAAAUCACUAGUCACAGAAGUGUUCACUUUUUUUUUUUGCAAGGAGCGGAGGUUUGAAAAACAUAUAAAAAAUGUUAGGUUUUGGAAGAUCAUGCUGCAGCUGGAGGGUGUGUGAGAUGCAGAUGGUCACCGGGGGGAGAAACCAUAACUUGCAUAUAAGCAAAGUUGGUGACCACACCAGAUUGCUAAGUAUGGUGCUGGACCUUUAGGAGGGCAUCACAGGAACGCCUAGUUAGACUAUACAAGCUACACAGUUUUAGCUCUGGUGACAGGUCCUCAUUAAAGGAUGUGAACACCUUCAGGGCCAAUAUAUAUUUUUUUUAUUGACUUUUACUCAUUUUAGUCUAUAAAUUCAGUUGGUCUUCUUUAAAAAUUGUCAAGAAUUAGUUUUUUAGCCUUCACUUUCACUGUAUGUGCAGUGAGUCCAACUGGGAGCUACUCUGACGUCUUGAUGUGUAUCCCUCAUCGCUAAACUCGUACACAUCACAAACGUUUAUUUAAGCCAUAUCUGAUCAGUUUGAUAAUGAUUUUAAGCCCAAAAUGAGUAAAAUGCCAUGAUAAAAAACCAAUACCCCCUUCCCCCAGGUGUUCAUAGCUUUUACAUGUGGGAGGAGGGUUGACUAGAUUUAAAAGUGAUACAAAUGACUAAUAUAUAAUCCUCAGGGCUGCAGCUAUUAUAAGGAAUAUUUGAAUGAAGUGAAUUGAAAGUAAUAAAUUGACAGGCAACACCUCAUCUGCUCUUUCUUUCCCUCAACUUGACCUGUACUGAGGAGGUGCAGAGACAGCCCACUAAUGUGACACCAUGUGUAGCUAUGAUUUGGGGGGGCUUCAAGCCAAGUCCCUAAUUCUUUUCCAGUCGGCUAGUGACUACAUAAGGAAGAUAACAUGUCAAGGCUUUUCUAUUUCUGGUGAAGUGGAUCCAUGUCUUGAUAACUAGAAAAUGUUUUGAUAAAAUGAGAAAUAAAAUAUAAAUACACAUCUUUA